UCUCUCUCUCUCUCUCUCUCAACUAUCGAAAUUUCCCUUUCUCUCUCUAGGGUUUUCGGAACUUCGCACUCAAAUUCUGCUCAAUCAUCUUCGAAUCUCAUCUUACAGCUUUGAUCUGCGUCUUCCUAUAUAAAUGCUCUCUCUACCGCUACAGUUUCGUCGACCGGCCGUGAAGAAUCGCCGUCUAGUUAAUCCGUCGUGGUUCCGAUUGGUCAGUUGGCUGAGCUAAAGCUAUAAACCGUAGCUUACCAAAAGUCUUGUAAUGGACGAGGAGCAUCAUCAGAAGAAUGAUUCUAGUAUCAUUUUGAGGACUUCAGUCCCAUUCAUUGAGAUUGACUCUUUAUUUAUAGAUCUUUCCAGUUGUAUUGAUAAACCCGAUGCUGGAAACUCCGAUUAUUUCUCCAUACGUGGAUAUGCAUCUCAAAUGCGUGAAAAAGAUUGGAAAAAAUGCUGGCCAUUUGAUUUAGAUGGUGACUAUGAGCCUACAGAGACAAUGUCCUUUCUUCCACCUUUUUGUGUUCCGCAGUUCAGGUGGCAGCGAUGUCAAAAUUGCAGGAAGGAAACUCCUGCAGGAUUUGAGCAAUCUUUGAAUCUAGCUAUGCCUGAUGCAAAAGACUUGGUGGCUAAUGCAUCUACAAACGUGUGCAACCUCAACCAUCCUCCAUCUUUCAUUACUGAGAAAGAAAAGAAAGCUGAAGGUUAUGAGGUUGACUCUAGAUGGAUCUUGAAUCCAGAAAUUCCCAUACCAAUCAGUAUCGUUCCUGAAGUAGAGUCAAGCCUUAUGUUAGAACAAAACAGAAGUGAUCCAGUAACUCUUAAUCCAGAUCAUAGAGAAUCCGUUGAAAACUGCAACCUACUCUGUGGAAAUGAAAUUGCUGAGGUUGAGCUUGGUAUUCGAAAUCUCAAAGUGAUUGAUGAAAAUCCUGAAGUCUUUGAUGAUGAAAAAAAAUUGUGUGCACAUAAUGAACAAACUGAGAUAGCUCUUUCGUCAUCAGGAGAAAAAGCAAUUAAUCGGUCAUGUAAUAGUGAGAGGGAUCCUGCAAAUGGAUAUCCUGCAGAACUUGAUGAGAGUGAUGCCACAUCAUCUGAGCAUACUGAAAUUUCAGUAGAAAAUGAUACGAAAGAUCAUCGAAUGCACAAGUCAGGCAGUUUGCACCGUCGAAAGGCUCGUAAGGUGCGCCUGCUGACUGAGUUGCUGAAUGAAAAUGAAAAUAUUAAGACCAAUCCCAUUUCUACAGGAGAGUCCUCAUCCCAUGGGAUUUCAGAAAAUUCUGAAGGGUUAAAAGAGCUUUCUGUUUCCCACUGUCCAGUGGCUGCCAAAAAGAAUAUCAGGUGGUCAGGUCAGAAUUUGAAAAGUGUGCCUCUGAAUGAAGAUUGCCUUGCUGCAGAAACUUCCUCUUCAUACAACGUGGAUAACAAGAUUCAGGCAUUGAAGGGAGAUGUGGAAACAACAGAUUCUUUUCGUGCUAAUGAAUCUGAAAAUGCAUUAAUUGGAACUGCUCUACGAACUAAGAAAAGUUUCUUGAACAAGUGUUGGAAUGAUGUGAAAUCAAUUCAUGGUAAGAAGAAGAACAAAAAGAUCCAACUUGAAGCAUGCCCUCUUAAUAUCCCAUCAGGAAGUGGUGGCAACAUGUCUGACAUUUCUCUUAAACACAACGAGUUUUCUGGCAGUGCAAUGGAUCCUUUUCUUUUAUUUGGUUCAAGAAUUGAGCCAAUUUCUAGUCUGUCUAAGAGGAACAGCAAGAUGCCUAUAAUUGAUGACAGGCGGGGUUUUACUUGGAGCAAUAGCAUGCCAAGAAGAGAUUCAGCCUCAAAAGAAGGGGAACUCAGGAACAAAGAAGGGGAACUCAGGAACAAUGUUCCUACGGUUGUUUCUUGUCCAUCAGUGCCGGAUGAACCUAGUGGAGGUUUGCAUCUUUCCCUCACUAGCAAUUUAGCCACUGCAAGAAAUGACAAAAAGUCUAUUUUCAAGACUGAGGAUGGCUUGCAUUCGUUGUUGUCUUGGCAAGGAAGUACAUCCACAGCAAGCGUUGCUAGGAACAAAGAUGCCAAAGCCAAGAAACUUAAAGACUCAAAUGUUGCUUUUAAUUAUUCAGAUAAUUUUUCUGGGCGAGGGCAUUGUGGAGUCAAUGGUAAAAUAACCACCGGCAGAAUGCAUACCCCAAACGGGAAGCAAAAGUCAAAGUCUCAAGUUAAUGAUGGUAGCUGGUCUCAUUUGCAGGCAAUGGAUAAUUCCAGGGUGGACAGAGUUGAAAAGAGUAUUACAAUUCAGCAGCACUUGGCAGCUCAGAUGAAACAGAGUGAGAAUACGGUUGGUAAGAUAUCUGAGCAAAGAUCUUUAGAUGACAUUCCAAUGGAAAUUGUUGAGCUCAUGGCAAAAAAUCAGUAUGAAAGGUGCCUCGAUAAUUCUGGAAAUAGUAAAUCCCUAUCAAAGACAAGUUCAAAGAAAGCUCAAAUCAUGAAUUUCAGUAAUGCAUGUGGCAAAAGUGGCUCGUUGCAGGAGAAAAUCAGUCACAACUGGAAAUCCCAGGUUAGGAAUCUGAGAAAUAACUUGCAGACGGCAGGAGAUAGUGUGGUAUACGGCAAACAAAGUUCAGGUAAUUACUUUUCUCACACUGAGGCGGAACAUUUGAACAUAGACCACCUACGUCAGACUCUUAUCCUUCCAGAAUAUCCUACAUUUAGACAUUCUGAAAGUAAGUCAUCAAAUGCUGUCAAAAUUUUGGCAAGAAGUAAUUGUGAGAAUGCAUGUUCUCAAUAUAGCCAAUACACUGGGGGUCUGAGAGAUCAGGAUUCCUCUCAUUCCAGGGUGCAAUAUUUCAGGGGGAAUAACACACGCCAUCCUGUUUCACAAAACAAUGUAGACGUCGCACAUCUAUGGACAGAAGCCCUGCCAAAUCAUCAUUCAUAUGUACCUACCACUCCUAGAAAGGUUGCAUCUCAGUUGACCAGUGUAAAUGCUAGUAAAAACUGUCCUGAAUCAAGUAGAAAAGGGGCUAUGAAUCGAGACCAUAAUCCAAAAGUUACCAAUCUUGAAAAAGAUGAUGGUAUUUAUGGUUUGGAAAAUUUCAGCAGGACCAGUGCAAAGUACCCAUUUCCUUCCCAUUCUAAUGGUAUUGAGCUUCCCCGAAACCAGAGGGGGCCAUUGGAUUUGUAUUCUAAUGAAACCAUGUCAGCUAUGCAUUUACUCAGCCUUAUGGAUGCAGGAAUGCAGCGCAGUGAAACGCAUGAUAACCCAAAAUUUCCCAACAAACCUUUUUCCCAUGAGCCAAAAGCUAAGGAUAUUUCUGGGAUGGAUAAUGGUUUGCACAAGUCCUUUGAUACCAUAAAUUAUUUGUCUGAUUAUUAUGGUGAAAUCCACCCACAAAAGAAGUCCCACGAUUGUUUCCAUCGUGCUUCAAUGGGAGGUGUAUCAGUUUCUCCUUCCAUAGGAAAUGAAAGUUGUGAAAUAGUUGCUGAUUUAACAGGUAAAGUUGCAUUACAACGUAAACAAAAAGAGAUAACCAAGUGUUCCACUUCAACAUGGAACAGAGCUCCAAAAUCACAGAAGGGUGUACUUACAAGUGGUAGUCUAGGCUCCAAUGAAGGAGUAUUUCCCAUUCAUAGCUUGCAAAAGAAAUCUGGCGGUCCUUCUAGUUCUUUGGUGUCUAUGAGUGGAUAUCAUAGAGUGGAAAAUCCUGGACAAUGUAUAAUAGAGCGCCAUGGUACUAAAAGAAUGUUGGAGCAUUCAAAAGUUGGUUCUGAGUUUGGAAUCUGCAGCAUUAAUAAAAAUCCUGCUGAGUUCAGCAUACCAGAGGCGGGAAAUGUAUACAUGAUAGGGGCUGAAGAUCUACAGUUUUCAAAAAGGAUAUCUAAAAAGACGCCUGACUUGAAUAACAUGGAUGGGCGCAAACGCAAGAGGAAUAUGAAGCAUGCUGUUGUAAGAUCAUCUUCAUGAAAAACAAGCUGCUGGGUUUCAACUUUUGAAUGGUUCCUUUCCAUUAUUUGGGAACUUUUAAAUGUCUUGCCGGUUAGAUUAUGAACUUGCCAUUGCACCCAAGGGUCAUAUCUAUGGUUUGGUAGCUUCCUACGCUAUUGUGUUCACCCUCGUUCUGGCACUCUUCAACAAAGAAUGGCUGCAGAUAUGGCAUGUUCGGAAUGAGGCAAGGCCUGUACAUAAUAAGACUACAUGAAUCUUGAGGUUCAUCAGUACACUUAUUGUAUAUGCAACAAUUUUGGCUUGAUGUGUAUGUUGUACGUUGUUAUACUUAUUUACAAGGUUAUGUAUAUACACUGAGUCCUACUCUUCGGUUUUUGAACGAAGGUAAGCUAAGUCGGUUUUUUGCACUGAUGAGGGUCAGCAGUGUGAGAAGGAAUAACAGAGAAUUAGCUAGCUAUUUCUCCUUAGAAUGACGCUCAUUGUUGGAUUGUUCGUGUUGGGAAUACUAAUAUUUGUAGUUUUUGUAUGAACUAUAUAUUUGUACUGUGAUGUUGCUGGAGUGAGCUUGAAAUAAGAAAAAAAAAAAACGUCUG
This is a messenger RNA of Cucurbita maxima (winter squash), 4512 nucleotides long. Its product is annotated as protein EMBRYONIC FLOWER 1-like. The transcript is spliced from 8 exons. The record is from RefSeq and is a predicted model, not a curated record. Gene Ontology annotation, biological process: negative regulation of DNA-templated transcription; shoot system development; negative regulation of flower development. Lineage: Eukaryota; Viridiplantae; Streptophyta; Magnoliopsida; Cucurbitales; Cucurbitaceae. Bases 263 to 3937 code for a protein of 1224 amino acids.